AUGGAUCCACAUUCAGAACAUGAACAAAAAGUUGUACCAUUAGGUGGUAAAGAAAUUCCAACUGGUAUGGAAUCACAUGCAGAUUGGAUGAAUCAUCCAAUUCAAACAGAAGCACCAGUUAAAGAAGAUUAUGGUGAAGAAUAUAAUGAAACUGAAAAAUUAAGAGAAGAACUUGGUAAUGUUAAAAAAGUUGUUACAUCAAUUUGUCAACCAGUUCAAACAAUUUACACACUUCAAUAUAUACUUGAUUCAGAUGAUCAAACUAGUGAUAAAAAAGCAAUUGAAAAACAAAUUUUAGAUCAACAAACUAAAAGAGAUCAAAUUAUUGUUGAUUUGAAAAAAUUAAUUCCACUUUUUGAAAAACAUGUUGAAUAUAUUUCAUACAAAGAAGGUAUUGAGGAAGUAAUCAAACAAUCUUAUAAAAAAUUUAAUAGCAAAGAAGAAAACUUUGAAUUUGGGUCAUUAUGUAAAAAAAUAACUUCAACCAUUUUUAAAGAUCAAAAAAAUUUAUUAGAUAAAAUGAAAGCAAUUAAAAAAGCAAAAGCAACAACACCUCAAUAA
Messenger RNA from Dictyostelium discoideum AX4, 561 nucleotides. RefSeq lists its product as hypothetical. The coding region runs from base 1 to 561 and encodes 186 amino acids. The transcript is spliced from 3 exons. The record is from RefSeq and is a predicted model, not a curated record. Lineage: Eukaryota; Evosea; Eumycetozoa; Dictyosteliales; Dictyosteliaceae.